CCCGCCGCCGCCGCCCGGGCGCAGCCGGCGCAGGGAGCGGAGCGGCGGGCUCGGGCGCGGGGCAGGGCGGCGCGGGGUCCCGCCAUGGUGGGUCGGCUCAGCCUGCGGGAGGUACCCGACCUCCCGGACAUGAGGAAGCGGGGCGACGCGGGGCUCGACAGCCCCGACUCCGGGCUGCCCCCCAGCCCCGGGCCCGCCCCCCCGCCCUGGCUCCUCUCCUCGGGCAGCCCCGACCGCGCCGCGACCAACGGGCUGCCGGAGUCCGAGCCGCCCGCGCCCGCCGCCGCGAAUUCUGUGUUUUCCCCCAGCCCUGUUCUCUCCAGCUGCCCUCCAAGAUUGUGUCCUUUAUCCUUUGGCGAAGGAGUUGAGUUUGACCCUUUACCACCGAAGGAAAUAAGGUACACGUCUUCAGUUAAGUACGAUUCCGAGAAGCACUUCAUCGAUGACAUCUAUAUGCCAGUGGGCUUAAGCAUUUCCUCUUGCAGUCAGACGGUCAUCUGUGUCCCAAACUGCACGUGGCGCAAUUACAAAGCAGAAGUCCACUUUGAGCCUCGCAACAAGCCCCAGCGUUUCACGAGUACCACCAUCAUCUACCCGAAGCACGCCAAGACUGUGUACACCACCACGCUGGAUUACAACUGUCGUAAGACCGUGCGGCGGUUCCUCUCCAGCAUAGAGCUGGAAACUUCGGAGUACCUUGGGAACGACUGUGUCCUGGAUGGUUGCUGACUGACAGCCGUCUCUCUUGCUCUGAUCCAUCCCAGUCCCAUCUAAUGUACUGUGCUAACUCCGCUAGCUAAAGCGGGUACAGACCCUCUUUCUCAGCUCUUAAUUCCUGCUUUAAGCAUCAGAAUGGCCUGAAUGCAGUUUUCUGUGGGAACAUAACUAGUAAGGAACUUGUUUCUUUGCCUUUAAGGUCGUGAAUUCUCUCCCCUUCCCCACAGUGCAGUAAUCAGGUGAAAAUAACAGGAAGUAUUUUCCCAGAUAAAAACCUGACAGAUAAGAAAGAAUGUGGAAUAGUGCCUGGCAGGUGGAAAUCCAUUUGAUGCUUUGUGGUGAUGUGCAAAAACAAGGGCAGUUUGCUCUCUUGCGUAGAAUCUGCCAGGUCAUUUGAUUACAGCCAGCCAGAGUUGUCAUUCCUUUCUGUUUAGAUUGUGAGACUGUUUUCUCUAGAAGAACCAUCUCCUGGAAAUUGCUGGAAAAAGCUAACAGACAAAAAUCUGGAAUUCUGCAUUUAACAGAUACAAAGAUGUUAUCCUAUGGCAAUCAUGUCUGGUUUGAAGGCGUGUGUUGGAAAGAAGAGGAAUUCUGAGUAGAGCAGGAGAUAAACUGCUUUUGCAGCUCCAGGCAGCAGAGAGAGGAUCAGGUAAUUCAAGUUCUUUAGGUGAAUGGCAUGGUGUAUCUUGUGUUCUUAUAAUGACUUCUGCAGCACUGUAGUCUGUGUAUCAUGCUAGCAUUUGUAGUAGGACUUGUAAUGAAAAAUAUCAGGUCAAAAAUUAUCCCUGGAUUGUUGGAAAGUCAGGUCUUGAUGAUGUGGUGGUAGAAAAACAUCAGUGCCUAGUUUUUACCAACAUUGUACUGUCUGCACUAAGGGAAUUGUAACUCGGAAAGUUUCAGAAAACGCACCGUGUGUACAGGGACAUAGAACGGAGAUGCUGGGAUCAGGUGUGAGAAGCUGUUGGCAUUGGGGGAACGGCUUGUGAAGAGGUAGACAGUAGAAAAAGGCAAAUUUUUAUUGGAUAGCAAAAUCCACAGCUGUAGCUUUGCUUUCCUGUUGAGCUUCUCAUUGCAAAGGUCCGUGUCCUCUCUGGACUUUGGUAUUCAGGAUGUCACUGGGAUGGGGUAGCAUUUGCCUGUCUGUAGGCUGCUGAAUAACCCCUCCAGUCCCAAGUGCAUAAUGAGUUUGGGGACCAAAGGGAAUAACUUCAGAUACUAUGGAAUUCCAUCUGGAUGUUAUGUGCAUUAGUUUGUCAUGUGCUUUGAUGAAAAUAAGACUGAGAGGUUUCUUACUUUACCCAGAUUUUUUUUUUUUUUCUGUAUUGACAGAGAGCAGUGUGGUGUGGAGAGCAUCCACUUUUGGGACCGUGGGUUACAUUGGUGGCUAGUGUGGUGUAGCUGCUCGGAAAUGCUUGGUAGGCUUAACUUAGCUGGACAUGGCUUUUCUAUGUAUUCCAAAACUCCUCUGAGGUGUAGGUCACCUUCUGGUGUAACAUCAGCCCUGCACCUGCUUUUACAGAGGACUUUGCUAGUGCAUAGCCCCAAGGGUGAAUUUUGUCAGUGGUGAGUUAGAAACUCAGCAGUCUGUUCUUGAGCUGUACUUAAUGCGUGUUUGUGCAAGUGUGCUGAAUGGUGUGGAAGCGUACUGCAGUGUGAACUGAAAUGACUUGGAAAGACUAAAAAUGCAGCAGGAAGGAAGGGUUGAGUUUGUGUGGUUUGGGUUUUUUGUUGUUUUGGUUUUUUACUUAUUUAUUAGCUCAGAACAGAACAUCCUUGAUCUUUGGUACUGGCCUCAGAAAACCAGAUCCUAAAACAAUGUCAGGGUGACAGAGGAUGCCAAAGUCAGGUAGGCAUUGCUCCAGAGUUGUUAAGAGCAGCGCAGUCUCCUCGUUAAACAUGUUGGUUUCAGACUACCGUAUGUCUUAAAAUACAUGUUGCAAUUCCCCCCUAAACAUUGCCCCAGGAUGUCUUUGUUGUGUAACAGAAGACACAACUCAGCCCUGAAGUGUGGGGGGUUUCAAAUGGACAGAACUCUUUGGGAAAGCUAUUGCAUCAUUGCUUGCUUCGCAGUUUCAUGUACCUUGCUCCUGAAACAUCUGGUGCUGGCCACAGGACACUGGAAGAACACGGACCCUGGAUUGCUCCGACAACGCUCUUCCAAUGAAUUCAUUUGCAGAUCUAAGAGAAGAUUAUUUUAAGUUGUAAUCAUUAAUUGUUCCUAGGUAUAAAUGAAAUGACCCUUACACUAUGGUUUUAGGGUAAAGCACCUGAUUUUUGUAAAGCCAACAAACUUAAUUAUGUACCUUUUAAAUUUUUUUAAUUGGUAGAGAUACCUUUUAAAUUAUUUAUAUUCCAACAUUUGCAAAGCUCUGAUUAGCUCUGUGCAAGUGUUCUUGUGUCUGGGAUGUUUUCCACUCCCUUCUCCUAGUUUUUGUCUUUUACAUUAUUGGUAAUAAAUCAUCUGAAAACCAUCGUA
Messenger RNA from Falco peregrinus (peregrine falcon), 3193 nucleotides. RefSeq names its product refilin B (gene RFLNB). The transcript has 3 exons. The coding region runs from base 85 to 729 and encodes 214 amino acids. The record is from RefSeq and is a predicted model, not a curated record. Gene Ontology annotation, molecular function: filamin binding. Gene Ontology annotation, biological process: negative regulation of chondrocyte development; actin filament bundle organization; skeletal system morphogenesis. Gene Ontology annotation, cellular component: actin filament bundle. NCBI's taxonomy places the organism in Eukaryota, Metazoa, Chordata, Aves, Falconiformes, Falconidae.